Menidia menidia (Atlantic silverside) is the source of this 3859-nucleotide messenger RNA. The record is from the annotation of a GenBank genome assembly. Lineage: Eukaryota; Metazoa; Chordata; Actinopteri; Atheriniformes; Atherinopsidae.
UCAUGUAAUAAUUGUUUUUAUUCUUUCACCAAGUCCAUUCUCAUCAUUGGUUUCCACUUUUCAUCUUACAAAGUAAAUAAAAAAUCACAUUCAAUACAUGUUAGGAUAAAAAGGAAGUAUAAUCGAUAAAUGAUUUUAUCAAUUUACGGUAGUAAAUGUUAUUCUGGACACCACAAACUAACAUGAUGACUCUGGUAGUAAAAAGGCUAUGCACAUGAGUGGUUAAAAUAUUUUCCAUUACACAGGCAGUCAGGUGCUUGUCAGUGGUAUAUCCACAUGUUACCAUAUACUUAUUAGUUUGUUACUCCAAAAAUAACUCAAAUGAAAACUAAUUUAAAAACAGGGAAAAAUACCCUGCUAAAAUGGAAUGUGACAUUUGGACCAAAGUAAACAAAAAGUGAAUGCCAUCAAUUAGAACAUUUUUAAAUCUUUGCUGUAUUCUUGCUGAUGAAUGUUGUCCGAUUUAUAUGCUCAUGGUGACCUGGAUAAAAUCAUCGUACUGAAAUGAGGCAUUUCCAGAUUGGGCCGUGUCCCUCCUGCGGAACUGAUCGGUCAGGGCGCGGAGUCUCACGGAGCAGCUCACAAAUUCAUCAAAGGGGAUUCUGCCAUGAAUGCUGUAUCGCCUCAAGAUGCAGUUCAUGGCCUGCGGGGUCAAAUUGUAACCCAUAGAUGUGAUGGCCUGCUGGAGCUCAUGGCCCUCUACUGUCCCACUGCCGUCCCGGUCAAAGGAGGUGAAAGUCAUCUUCCAGCCGUUCAGGGCCUGCCACAGAUCCCUGAACUCAUUAAAGCCCAUUGUCCCGGACAUGUCGCGAUCCAGCAUGUUGAUCAUCAGUUUGCACGUGUCCAGACUGAAGGGUUGAUAGGAGCCAGAGAUGCCCGACUGGGUGAGACAACGCUGCAGCUCGUCUGCUGAGAUCUGUCCAUCCUGUCCGGCAACUGCAGAAAAAUACCCGUACAGAGGAUCCUGUUGCAUUCCUGGCAUUCCAGGGACUCCGCCCGGCGGGGCGCCGUAUCCAGGAUAAGCCAUUUGAUUAGUGAUUCAAAACCGGAAAAAAAACAGAGGGCUUAAGUCCAAACGUGGCUUUAAUCAACCAAACCAAUUAAACCGGUGAUGUAGAAGUAGCCUGGAUCUUAGACGGACGGAGGUAGAAUCACUGGGUUAUCAAAUGUCCCAUUUCCCGUAUCUAGCUUUCAACCCUCGAUUCUGAUUGGACGAGAGAGAGCAUGUGACCUUAAGUCAGACGGCUACGGCUGCAAAGUUCAAACCAUUGGUGCAACUGCUAAAGCAAUCAAUUAAGGAAAAAACACUUUUUUUAUUUAUGAAUGAGUACUGAUUGAAAAUAUUGUUUAAACAUAAUCUAUUAUAGAGCACAUUUGACUUUGAUAAAUUCAAGUGAACCAAGAAGCUUUUACAUAAAAAUAUGUUUAAAUGUAUUUGGUCAUGGUACUCCAGAUGUGCAAAUGAUUCAGAAUGCACCACAGUUUAGACAAACAAAAGAUUGUUCUAAAUACCACCACACAUUUACAAAAGAGAUUACGAAGAUCUUGAUUCUGCUCUUUGACCCUUGCUUCUUUUUACACACUGUGUCAUAAAGAUAACAGAACUUUUGUUCAAUUUAUCAUGAAAAUGUUAAUCGAAGAGCCUUUUCAUCUCUAUGACCUUGAGUUACCAAAAAAUAUUGAUAGAAUAAAAGUUAUAUUGAGCGUAUAUUAAGAGGAAGUUUUGCAAAAUUUGUUUAAAACACAAAAUGUUGAUAGUUUGAAUGUUUGAAUAAACAUAUUUGCAUGAACUAUUAUAUUACAACUAUUAUAAUUAUAGUAAAUAUUCAAAUUCUGAGCUACUUGACAAUUUGAAUUCUCCAUAUGGGAAAUUAAAGUGUUUUUUUAUUUCUAUGAAUAUUAGGUUAUGCAGAUAUUCAUUCAUUCCCCUUUUUCUUCUUUGCUUGAGUUCGAGGCAGAGAAAAAUGCAGAAAUGAUCCUUUAAUGGAAAUCAUGACAUCAGUGGCUUAGGAAGCACGUCCAAUCGGUGUCCUCUCUGAUGUGACACAUGCAGUCAUUCCUUCUGUGCACCCCCCCAGUAAAAACAACACCCAAUUUCAGGCUCAAUUCCAUUUUAGAGACAAGGCUGAAAGGGAGCAGUCACACAUUUCUCACAACACAAUCGUGGAGAGAACUGGACAAAGAUUAAGCUGCAAUGUACAGAGUCAAACCCAACUGUUGGAGUUGGUCACCUGGACCUCCUGGAGGUCUCAUUUCUCAAAAUUCAAGGAGAGGUGCUUCAGACGUGCUGAGAAACCAACAAGAAGAAGAGGAAGGAGUAGAUGAUUUUCCUCCUGUCUGCCACCACACUAUGGUUUGUGAUGACAUCAUGAUCCAGGCUGCAGAUGCUCAGUGGCUCACCUGUGAUCCUGUUGGCUCACUGAUCCCACCCACAUUUGGCCAGGCUGAACUUGAUCAAGGUGUUCAUUCACUGGAAUAUCCAGCAACAGUGAUCGAAGCCGAUCAGGGAGAAACACUGCAGUGUUUCGUUCAGAGUUCUUGCUGGGAAAGUCCAAGAAUGGAAAUCCACAGACGUGUAGGUUCUUAUAGGGAGAGAAAACCAGGAGAUUUGGACCCCUGCUGCACAGCAUCUCCACUGAUGUAUUAUGGAGCGAAACUUAAACCAUACUACAACUACAAGCAUGCAUUGCUUCCCGUCGCCUAUUAUUGUCCUGGAUACGUCAUCACUUCGCGCACAAAAUGGCGUAUCUCGGUGCAGUGCCAAUUCAUCGCCGGUAAUUUAGUAACAAACGUUGUUGUUUUGGAUUCAAACGCAACCAUGUCGGAUUCAACGGAGUCGCAGGUGGUCCAGGAACGUCUGGACCGUCUGCAGGAGCUGACCGAAUUUACUGAGAAGUGCAAAAAACAGCUUCAUGACAUUUUUGAAACGCUGGGAUGGUCGUUGGACUACAAGGCUUCCAACCAGGAACCAAUGGAGCAGUGUCCCUAUGACCCUGGCCACAGAGUCCCUGCGAGGACAAUGGAGAAGCACAAAACCUCCUGCAGGCUUCGGAAAAUGGGCUACUCAGUGGAGGAACAGGCAGAGAUGUCCGAUACCUCUGUGUGUUAUGAGAACAGCAGCGUAAAAACCUUCACAAUGGAUAAAUCCACCCAGCACCAGGUGAUCUUACAGGCCCGAUCUGCGGCGCCGCUGAUGAAGAUGGAGGGGGUUUUCUGGCAAGCAACAGGGGCUUGCCUGAUUACGUGCAGUCAGUACUCCGGCCAGCCCGUCGACGUGCCUCAGAACCACAAGCGAGCCGUGUGUGACCUCACCGUCGCAGACCGCUUGGCUCUUUACAAGCACGUGAUCAGCCUCAACCAACAGAAGGAAGCGGCGUCAACCAGCAACGAGGAUCUUUAUGUAGACUUAGUGUCUAAACUAAAAAAAAAUGAGGAACAAAAUGAGCCCAAGAGCCACCUGGAGCUGAUGGCAGAGAUGAGGGACUACAAGAGGCGGCGCCAGUCCUACCGAGCCAAAAAUGUGCACAUCACCAAGAAAUCCUACACAGAGGUCAUCAGAGAGGUGAUCAGCGUCCACUCCGAAGAACUUGGCAGACAGUGGAAAGAAGAGCAGGAUGAGGGAGAAGCUUUGAGAUCUGACCAGUCCUCCCACAGUCGAAUGUUGGAUAAGAGACGGUCAGCCUCCUCUGAGUCGGGCCACUCGCACAGCAAGCGCCAUCGCAGCCACGACCGAAGCCGCGACAGGGAGGGGAAGAAGAAGAAGAAAAAGGAGAGGGACUCCCGCUCCCCGCAUAAAAACCACGACCAAAAGAAGAAAAAGAAGAAGAAGAAAAAAGACAAUAAGGAGAAAGAGAAGUGA